CACACACACACACACUCUCUCUCUCUCUCUCUCUCUCUCCUUGCGCUUUUGCUUGCUUCCAUUCGCUCUCUCCAUUGUUGUGCUUGCUGUGCUUCUCCUCUCGCUGGUUUGAGAUACACCCAGUCUGGAUACUUGCUAUACCUGUUCUUCAACUGUCUUCCCUCCCCCCUCUCCCCCUUUCUCCCCCCUGACCUCACCUCUACCAGCAACGACAACAACAACAACACUCAACGCGCUUGUCCCACUUCUACCUCCCUUUAGCGCAUUCUCAAUUCAUAUCCUCUCCUUUGGUCGAGAGUUAGAUUUCCUAUUCAACCCCCCGUAUUUUCGACAAAAACGGACCAUUGACACCGUGGAUCGAUCGUCGUUGGUGGUAUUAUUGGUUGGUUGGUUUAAAGAAAUCGAAUAAAUCUGAAAAAAAGAAAUAAAGAAAAAAAAAAGUAAUUUCGCUCGCAUUGGGUUAGAUUCCACUCGACUGAUACAUAUAUAUCAUUGUUUCUUUGUGGUUGGGAAUGAAGGACUACCACUGUUGACCUAGAAGGUAUCGACUCAGCCUCAUCUCACUGCGUCUUCGGAUCGGAUCGUGGUUAUUUCUUUCAUCGGAAUCACGGUUAUCUGGUGCAUGAGAUAAGGCGUUUUUUUUCUUCUUCCUCUGGUUCUGUGUGGCCUCGGCUUGGGAAUCCAUCGUCCCGCAAAACUUCCAUCAACGACUUACGACCCCCUUUUUUAGUGAAUCGGAACAUUGCACCAUGAGAUAGGUAUUGCGGCGUCAUAUUUUCUUAGGCUACCUCACCUCUCCAAAGCCGUUGAAUAAUCCCCCCCCCCCCCGGGGACGAACGCUCACUUUACAUAUCCUCCUUUUCACAGUCGAGAGGCGUUUAUAACCUCUCACUCUCUCUUCCACGAAGAUGUCUCUCCCUAAACCCCCAGUUGAACUCAGGGGUCAUUGUUCUGUGGUCCAUGACAACGUUCUUUAUAUCUAUACCCGCAAUGCCUUUAUAUCGCUGCCAUUGAAGCUCGACGGAGAAUGGUCAAAGCUUCCCAUGGGAGUGCCGGUUUCAAAUGCAGCCUGCACAUUGGGAGGAGUGGACGGUAACCCGAAUGACCCAGGUAUUUACGUGGUUGGAGGAAAGUCUGAUUCUCCUGACUACAGUGGCAUUCAGCUUUAUUCGUUGAAGGCAAAGAAAUGGAGAACCUUGGAGCUGCGAGAUAACAACAAGGACAUCAAAAACCGCAUCCAUCAUGACGCUAUCUACCUGACUGCUUCCUCGUCACUCUUGGUCUUUGCAGGCAGCCAGGGUGGAAACAUCCACCCGUCCACACAAACGUUUUUGAUCCCCGCCGCUCCUCCACAUGCAGUUGAGUCCUUUAUGGCUCCAGUUGACUCUGCCGUGGAUCCAUUCCUGUUACCGUGGCGUGAAGACUCUGCUUUUAUGGUCGGAGGUGGCCCUACUAAUACAAAAACAUAUACUUUCAGUAAAGCUGAAGGAUGGCGGGACACCGGAGUUCCCCUGGUUCAGCCCUUGCCAGAAAAAUCCAAAGUUCAGUGCGCGAUGCUAAGCGGUGCAGACGGUAGUAGAGUUCUCGAACUCUUUGAUGUGAGUAAAUCGCCUAAUUCAGUAUCGCGAUAUGUGAUGUUGCGUGCCGGUGGUGUUCCCGCCCGCCCUGGUGAGCAAAUUGGUGGCAGUGCCUCCCGACCAACGAAGAGACAAAGGCGCGAUGUGACUUUGGCGGAUUUCCCCAAAUACGAUAAUGAAAACGCCCCGAGCACGACUCUCAAUGAUUUCUCGCUUGCUCAAGAUGGGAAUGGAUUGGUGGUCAUUUCCGGACGGGAUGAUGACUACCCAGUGAGGAUUUUCGACCAGUCUAAAAAUAGUUGGGUUGAUACAAAACAAUUGCUCCUCGGAGACAACGCAAAAAUUACCUCGAGCACCAGCACCAGUAUCCCCACCACGUCUUCGUCGACUUCUUUCCCAUCUUCAAGUGCAUCUAUUGAGCCCACGCCUUCUUCUACCAGUGUCGCUGGAUUGGUGCCUGGCGCCAGCAACAAGCGGACGUUGACUAUCGUAGGCGCCACCCUGGGAGCAAUCUUGGGCGUUGCCGCACUGCUGAUCCUUAUCCUUCUCUUCAUCGGCUGGAGAAAACGACGAAAUCGGUACAUGAACAGGGGCAAAGAUGGCUACCAGGAGGAUAAAGAUCGACUCAGCUUCCAGGACCAAGGAAUGGAACCUCUAACCCGCUCUAUAGAGCCAAUGGCAAGAGGGCCUGUACCCUCGACAAAUUCUUGGGCUAUAGUAUCGGGUCAAGUUGAUGAUAGACCGCCGAAAUCUAGUAUUCCCAUGCGCCCCAGCCCUGCUCUGGGAGCGGUAGAAAAGGAGAUGGGCGGCAAGAGCCCUCUUCGUCAAAUCCAAACAACUGACCUUCCAGGCGAGAAUACGAUAUCCCUUCCGGGCGAUGAAGAUGCUACUCGAGGCGAUCGACGUACCGAUGAGGGAUGGAGCAAGUAUUUCCAGGGCGACAAUGAGAGAAAGCUGGCUGGGGACACAUCUGCCAGGUCGUCGGCGGCUUCUUCCCAGAUGACAAAGUCAGACUACAGGAAUAGUGAUUGGCCUACGAUUUCGACUAACGUCGCACCUCUAAAAAUUAACCAAUUGAACAACGCCCAACCUAUCGGCCGGGUCCUUUCUGGCAGCCCCAGCACGGAACAUCCACCAAGGCUAGGCGAUUCCAUUGUCAUGCAACAGGGAUUAACGGCGAAAAUUUCCAGCGCGGAUUCCAUUAGCAUAGCGUCUGACGACUAUGAGGAUGAUAGAUAUUCAUCUGCAGAGCCAGCAACUAUUCACGAAAACACAGGCUGGUCUGCCACAGGAGGACAUCAUUUCCCGGGCGAGCGUGUCGCAAGUAGCAAUUAUUCUGGCAGCUUGUUUCAGUUGCCCUUUAUCAAUCAAGCAAAAUCAGAACGCCCGGUCACCCUAUGGCCUUCGAACGCACCGGAGUCGUCGAGCACGCAGGACCUCUCUAAACCAGAUAAGAGCGCGAACUCUGAUAUGAGCUGGUUGAAUCUGAAGGGCACGCGUUAAUCAGAAUUUAAACUCGUACCAACACGCAAAAUCCAUCCCGCUUGCCUUGAAUGUCACUUUUCCUAUUUCCGCCUUCCUUAAUACCUCUAAACCUUCUCCCUUUUGUCCUGUUUUAACCUUACACCUGGCUGGUACACCUGUUGGUCCGAUCUCUCAUAAACCUAUCCCGAUACCGAUAAUUCUCCCAUCCAUCCGUAUGCUUGAUGCAACAUUUGAUGUAUUUAACCGUCCCAUUUCUCCGAUAGCAUCCCAUCGACCAUGUGUAUGGAUCUGACAUACCCAUCUGGUACCCUUACUACUGGCACCUCCCUGACUUUAUUCGUUGUAUGCCCUCAUUUCGUUCCUAUCAUUUACCCCCCUUUUUCGUAUAUUUUAUCGUGUUGUACUUUUCAUUUACCCUAAACCACCACCCGUCACCCGGCAGAGACAAAUUCAUUUUUGAAGCUUGAUUUUCUUCUUUUCUCAGCUCAUUUAGUUUUCACUUCUUUGUAUCAUUAAUACCCAUCCAUUUACUUGACCCGUUUUUUCCUUUUUUCCUUUUCUACUAUUCUUCUUUCCCCCCUACCUUUUUUCCUUCUUCUUUUCUUUCCUUCUUUCUUUUUUUUUUAUAUCUUAAAUCACUAUUUUUUUGGUCCCCUUUCUCGUGCUACUUUUACACUUCUACCCGUCAGGGCCCUAGCAGCCAGCCAGCCAGCAUCAGUCAGUAUUCUACAAAUAUAUAGAGUUAUCACUCAGGCAUUUCACUAUUACUACUACUACUCCUACUCGCGAUUCAACAAAGUAUCUUUUCGUCUUCUCUUUUUUGCUUCCCCACACUUGAACAAAAAAAAAUAAAACAGAAAAGAAACGCCGCCAAGAAGAAUCAAGCAGGACUGUUGCUGUUCUUUCAUGUACAUGUACAAUGAUGAUAAAAAGUGGGCACCCCCUCAAAAUAACAAAAAUAAAGUUUCUCCUUCCUCCUUAUACCACCUUUCAUUAUACACCUCUCCAUAAAUCCCUUUUUCUGUUAUUUGUCCCUCUUGUUCUCAAAGUUUUUUUCCCUUUCCCCCCCCCCUUUUUUUUUCACUUCUUCAUCAAACUACCCUCCGUUAAUUUCCUUGCGGAACUCCAUAUAUAUUUUUGACCUUCAGCCUAGCGGGAUAGAUAGUUCUCGUCACGGGAGCUACCUAUGUACCUAGCCCCUCUUUCUCCCCCCUCUCCCUCUCCCUCUCGCUCUCCCUCCCCGUGUGCGGCCUGUUUUGGCUAAUCGAACUAAGUCUUUUAUGUGGUUGUGUGGAGGGGAAGGGGAAUUUUCUUUUGCGGGAGGGGAGAGAAAGAGAGGAGGAACGAAGAAGGGGGGUUGAACAAGGGUUUUUUUUUCUUUUUUUUUUUUUUUUUUCCCCUUACACAGGAAAGGAUUCAUUUCGGUACGGUACAAUGAUUGAAUCUAUUGUCUGAUAUGGGAGCUUGCCCUCUUCUAUAUGGUUGUUUACCCUCCGAGUUGAAUGGUUUCUUUUUUAAUUCUUUCUAUCUUCCUGCAAGCCUUCUGAGAUAUACACAUUACAAUCAGAUGUAGAUGGUGGUUUAAAUGCUUGAGCAGGAUUGUAUGAGCUCUUUUAUUUAUCUCUAGAGCAAUGUUCUUUGGUCGUCUUGAAGGGAUGUAAUAAGAUAUGUAUACCUUUUUUUUUUUUUAGUAUGACUGGCAAUUUCUUUCAAUAAAGAAAGCAACAUUCAGUGAUAGGAAGGAGUAUGUGAUGCAUAUGAAGAAGCUUUCUGAAGUUGCCAUACAUACACAUAUAUAUUAUAUAUAUAUAUGUCUACAAAUUUCAUGAGAGAUAAAUCAUAUCAAUCAAUUAACUAUACUGUUUGUAGCCAAUGAAGUAUUCUAGAAGCCACUUCACCUCAUUUUACUCCACAUCAACAUCUGUUUGCUGAUGAACUGAUAUCUUGAGAUCUCAUAAUAUUUGCAGAAUUACAUCCUAUGGGCCUAGCAGUUUUUUUUUAGUUUUC
Molecule: messenger RNA, 5069 nt
Organism: Blastomyces gilchristii SLH14081
Lineage: Eukaryota; Fungi; Ascomycota; Eurotiomycetes; Onygenales; Ajellomycetaceae
Exons: 1
Coding region: 909-3080 (723 amino acids)
Molecular function (GO): protein binding
Source: RefSeq, a predicted model, not a curated record